Sinocyclocheilus rhinocerous is the source of this 2826-nucleotide messenger RNA. Its product is annotated as phytanoyl-CoA hydroxylase-interacting protein-like. Gene Ontology annotation, cellular component: cytoplasm. NCBI's taxonomy places the organism in Eukaryota, Metazoa, Chordata, Actinopteri, Cypriniformes, Cyprinidae. The record is from RefSeq and is a predicted model, not a curated record. The transcript is spliced from 5 exons. Gene Ontology annotation, molecular function: protein binding. The coding region runs from base 94 to 1230 and encodes 378 amino acids.
CCCGUGGGAGACAGAGAGAGCACGGAGUAAAGAUCUGUCCUGCGGCACUGCAAGUCACUCUCACUACCGGGAUAUCGUUCAUUUAGAGGCUCAAUGAUGGAGGUUCCACGCGUGGGACACAGUGUCAGCAGCCCCACGAGUCCGUGUGAGGACAUGAUAAAGAAUCUCAGUCUGGACGCCAUCCAGCUUUGUGAGAGAGAAGGAAAUAAGUCCCUGGACAGCGGCAUUGCCGAGAUGGAGGAACUUCCUAUUCCCCAGAACAUCAAAAUAAGCAACAUCACAUGCGACUCCUUUAAGAUCUGCUGGGAUAUGGACUCCAGGUCCAAGGAACGCAUAACGCACUACUUCAUCGACCUCAACAAGAAAGAAAACAAGAAUGCCAACAAGUUCAAACACAAGGACGUCCCCACUAAACUGGUAGCGAAAGCUGUUCCUUUGCCCAUGACAGUGCGAGGACACUGGUUCCUGAGUCCACGCACUGAAUACACUGUGGCCGUUCAGACCGCGUCCAAACAGGGUGAUGGAGACUACGCUGUGUCAGAAUGGAGCGAGAUCAUUGAAUUCUGUACAGCCGAUUAUUCCACUGUUCAUCUCACACAGUUACUGGAGAAAGCCGAGGUCAUUGCCGGCAGAAUGCUGCGGUUCUCAGUCUUUUAUCGAAACCAACACAGAGAGUACUUUGACCACACAAGGGAGGCCCAAAACAACAAGAUGUUGCCAUCAGUGAAGGACAACAGCGGCAGCCACGGUUCGCCCAUCAGCGGGAAGCUCGAGGGCAUCUUCUUCUGCUGCAACACCGAGUUCAACACGGGCAAACCCCCACAGGACUCGCCAUACGGCCGUUACCGCUUCCAACUGCCAGCCGAGGAGCUCUUCAGCCCCAAGACAAACCUGUAUUUCGCCGACUUCUACUGCAUGUACACGGCCUAUCACUACGUCAUUCUGGUGAUCGCGCCGAAGGGCUCGUCUGGAGAUGAGUUCUGCAAGCAGCGCCUGCCAGCGCUGGAUCUUGCCAACAACCGCUUUAUGACGUGCUCGGAGGAUGAAGACGGCCGGCUGGUGUUCCACCACGCACAGGACCUUAUCCUGGAGGUCAUCUACACCGACCCCGUGGAUCUGAGCCUGGGCACGGUAGCUGAGAUCAGCGGCCACCAGCUCAUGAGCCAGUCCACAGUCAAUGCCAAGAAGGAUCCCAGCUGCAAGACCUGCAACAUCAGCGUGGGACGCUAACCUACGAAACUGAACCCUCCUGCUGCCCUGAACAGCACAGAAAAUCGCCUUCUCCUUUCGCCGUCCUCCUUACCCAUUAUUGAACUUAUCCAUAAUUCCUUCUGGUGUCUGGUGGAGGCUCCUCCGCAGCAUGUGUCUCACAGCUUUUGACAAAAUGCUUUUUUUCGUUUACUAGCUAAUGGAUCUUGGCCCUGGGUUUGGGUUAGAUAUGUCGUGCUCCUAUUUUUGUGUUGGGAUGUUGACCUGUCAAUCGAACUGCUUCUUUAAUCCUAUUGGCUGUCAGACCUUCCUGUUAGAACGCAGAAUUGUAACCAAAGUUUCCACAAAUUUAACACUAAAUGCUCAUCAAGUCACUCAAAUCGGUGAAUCGAGACAACCGUUCUUAUGAGGCAUUAUGAAUGUGAGGAUAUCAAGUGAGAUAUCUCAAAAAAACAUGAUUGGACGUAUCUGUAGCAUGAUUGCAAACAUUUUUGGAAACGUUGACAUUAGCACUUCCAUAACGCUUCUUCAGCAGUGUUUCAUGUUAUCUAUUCCAACCCAUCCAGUAUACUGUGAUUUAACAUAUAAUAAAUGUGAUACGACGUGUAGAUAGAAAAAUAUUAAUUUUUUAACUGGUGAAUAGAAAAUGGACAGAAUCAGAAGUGCACAAUACAGGACUUUGGUGAUGGAAAAGAAAAGGUUCACGAUAAAGCAAAUAUAUAUAGAUAAUUAUAUAUAUAUAUAUAUAUAUUUACUGUAUAAACCAAUGUAGUUACGUGCACUAUAGCUAACAUUCAAAAGCUACAUUUGUCAUUGUGGAUGUGUACAGCAAAUUAAUUCUGGGACGACGAUAACAUGACAGAAUAACCACACCUGAUUGUAGCACAAUUCAACAGUUUACGCUGGUUGGCAUGCAAAGACACUACACAAAGAUUGUAAUAGUUCAUUGCAGUAGAGCCGUCGGAAAGGAAAGAUAUUGAUUGUUUCGUUUCCAGAGAGUAGCUACUUGAGCAGAAUUGCACUUAAAGCGCACAUCCGCUUCUCAUGAACAUAUCUCCAGCUUUGGGCUUCAGUAUUGUUUUUAGUGUACGACGUGAUUGGACAGUGUUCGUUUUAACCAAUAUAUCAUGUAUAGGAGGAAAACUGUGCUCUGUGAUGGCCACGUACCAUACUUUAACACGUUUUUGAGAAAAAUAGAUCUUUAAAAAUACAAUCCUUAGCUCUUCUGGGAGAAUCUUUUCAAUUUUGUGUAGUCUGUCUCAUUUUGUGCUCCCUUUUUAAUGCGAGAGACGAAUAUAUGAGAAAUGAACAAUUACGUUUUGUUAGUUCAUACAAUGCAUACAAUUACGGUUUGUUGCUGCUGUAUUUUUAUGUUAGGGAACUCAUUGAAAUUUGCAUAAAACCAUUGUUUUAAGUGCUCUGGGUUGUUUUCUAUGUAGAGCGUUGCAUUAUUUGACAGGCUAGAGAUUGCGUCCAGCCCCAGAGAAUCAUGGAUCCUCAUUAGUGUGCAUAAUGUCACCAUGUUCCUAAUUAGAAUCAUAAACUAGCUCAAACGAGAGCAAGAAAACACAAAAAUUGCAUACGAUUCGACUUUGGUCAAAAAAAAUCUUCUCCAAA